Capronia epimyces CBS 606.96 is the source of this 4023-nucleotide messenger RNA. RefSeq lists its product as uncharacterized. Lineage: Eukaryota; Fungi; Ascomycota; Eurotiomycetes; Chaetothyriales; Herpotrichiellaceae. Bases 1 to 4023 code for a protein of 1340 amino acids. Gene Ontology annotation, biological process: protein ubiquitination; SCF complex assembly. The transcript has 2 exons. The record is from RefSeq and is a predicted model, not a curated record. Gene Ontology annotation, cellular component: nucleus.
AUGGCUAGAGACCGUUCCUCUGCACAGCAGAGCAUCUCAACGCUGCUCUCCAAGAUCAAUGACCCCGAUCCUGACAUUCGUUUCAUGCAACUCAGCGAUCUUACAAACGUUCUCCUCUCAUCGUCCUCCGAAUACAUCCGAAACGAUACGCAUACUGCUGCAAGGAUCAUUGAUGGGUUGCUGAGAUCAUUGGCUGAUCAGAACGGCGAAGUCCAGAACCAGGCGUUAAAAUGCGUUGGACCACUUGCUGCACGCACUCCAGGCGAGAUAAUUGCGCCUUUAAUCGACAAACUUACCAACCUCACCAUCAGCGACAUUGAUAUCUCCAUCCCUACGACAGCACUGCGGAUCCUUAUUGCCUCACUACCUCAACCGCAACCUGUCGGAGGACCUAGCCAAGAAGUCAGAGACGCAUAUGCAGCGGUCAGCAAAGUUCUGAUCCCGAGAUUGGUGGGGCAUGUCGUUCUACCAUCGAACAAGCCUACCCCCGAACUCCCAACGGGGUUGCUGGAGAAGCAGAAGGACAAAGGCUACAGCAGUGAUGCCGUGGAUGUUAUGAUUGAGAUCGUGAAAUGUUACGGCUCGUUGCUACAAGAACGGGAGCUGGUUGGACUGGCAAAAGCCGUCAUGACUAUAAUUGAAAGCCCUUCAGCAGGAGGGGUAGUCAAGAAGAGAGCCCUCGCCGGUAUUGGCGCCCUGAUACCCCAUUUCAACGACGCUCAGAUCAGCUCCUUUGUGGCGGCCCUUACACAAAGCUUCCAGGCUUCUCAGCUGAGUGUCGAACAUAGGAGAUUCCUCAUUGCCACGAUCGGAACAUUGGCCCGGUCCAGUCCAGGCAAGUUUGGACCAUACGUCAACGAUGUUGUUCCCUCUAUCUUUCAAGUUCUGAGUCAAGAUGAACUGUCAUCCACCGCUUCAGUGUCAGAUGCAGAUGUUGAAGUCGAUCCCGAGGUCGAAGAGCUCCGUGAGACGGCGCUUGUAUCGCUCGAGGGCCUGGCUGGAUCGUGUCCCGCAGAGAUGAGGUCUCAUCUCUCGGAAGCUAUCGACGCUGCAUUGAGAUACGUCAGAUAUGACCCUAAUGUCGCAGAGUCUGAAGACCUUGAAAUGGCAGGUACACAAGAUAGCAAUUCAGAUGAUGGCAUUACAGAAGAGCCACCGGACGAGGACGAUGAUGAUGAAUAUGCGGAACUGGAUGAUGAAGAUGCAUUCAGUGAUGUUGAUGACCUCAGCUGGAAAGUUCGACGUUGUGCGGCUAAGGUCUUGUACACUAUCAUCAUGGGGGUCUCGGUAGCCGAUCGAGCAAUUCUCUUCGACGACAUUGCGCCUGUUUUGAUUUCGCGACUGUUCAAUGAGCGUGAAGACAGUGUCAGACUGGAAGUCAUUGCUGCCACCACCGCGCUUAUUCGGAAAGCAGGCUCCGGUCUUACCCACUCGCUUACGCGGCGCGAUUCGACAGGGAGCGAUCCCGCUGGACCGACAAACACUCGAAAGCGCCGACGCCAGGACAGCGAAGCUGAUCGGAAAGAUCCAGACCUUCGAGGCUUGGUUACAAGCCGUUCCAGCCCCCCAAUUGUCCCUGUCUCUCCACCAAGAGGCUCUCUAGCCGACCUUGUUGGGCUCGUGCCCAAGAUUGUGCAAGCUCUUUGUAAGCUGUGGAAGAAAGCCAGCAUGUCACUGAAGCAAGCUUCGGUGGUUAUGCUCAAAACUCUUACCCUGGCUCGGAACGAAAUAUUGUCUGAUCAUUUACAGCAGUUGGAAGAUCCCAUCGCCGACGCACUCAAGCCGUCCACCGCCUCUGCAUCGGGUGGCGUAGGAUCUGGAACCUCAGCAACUGUAGCAAGCCUGCAGAUUGAGACACUCACGUUGAUCAGUGCCAUUGCGGAAACUAACAGUACCACGGUGUUGAUUCCUUUUGCCAUUGCUCUUAUACCAUCAGUGAUCGAUAUCGCUCGCGAUCGAAACUAUAAAGUCUCCAGUGAAGCACUUGGCACCAUUGAACAGUUCGUCAAGGCUCUAACUCCUCCGCGGCUAGCUACUGCGAAUCAAGACCAUGCAAUUCACAUUGAGAAAUUAUGGACUGUGGUUGUGGAGCGAGUAGCUGACAACAACGCCGACCUCGAAGUCCGUCACCGCGCCAUUCAAGUGUUUGGUGUUCUCAUUGCUCGGACCUCCAAUACCCAACUUCUGUCUAGCUCUGCGAGGAUGCAGAGUCUCGGUAUACUCCACGACAGGCUGAAAAAUGAAACCACUCGAUUGGCCAGUGCAAGAGCUAUCGGCCUCAUUGGCGAGGCAGCGGGCGUUCACGAUAACAUCGGUUCUGCUUGGAUUCAAGAUGUCUCACUCGAAAUGGCAAAUCAACUUCGCAAAUCCGAUCGGUCUCUCCGGGGGGCAUGCCUGGAAUCACUGCAGUAUCUCGCUCUGAAUCCUGUCUCCUCGUCCCAAUACGAGACGACAACCAUCUUGCAGCUCCAGAGCUUGUUGAUGCCGCUCAUUUCUGUCAAUGACCUGCAUCUGUUGACACCUGCCUUGGUCAUUCUCUCCAGGAUCAUCCCGACAAAUGCGGAAGCUCUCGUCAACGCAGAGAUUGUUUCCGCCUUAUGUCAAAUCACACAGGCGCGCCUUGAAGGCCCGCCUCUGCGCGCCUAUCUGCUCGUGGUCAAAGUCAUUGGCGAACAUGAGGUGGGGGCACCACUAAUGAAAGGUCUGUUGGGAGUCGGUACAGCGGGCGAGACUUUGGUUCUCGGCAGAGCGAUAGGUACCCUGCUUGUAUACGGCGGGGAUAACCUCGGCGUCACGAUCUCGGACUUCUUGAAGGAGCUGCAAACAUCUCAGGACGUCCGAGCAGUGUGCCUAGCAUUGACGGUGCUCGGUGAAGUCGGGUUCAGAAUGGGUCCCAAAUCCCCCGUCAAGAUCGACACAUUCAUCAAUUGUCUUACGGUAGACUCCGACAAAGUCCGACUCGCUGCUGCUGUAGCACUUGGUAGUGCCAGCUCAAACAAUGUCUCCGAGUGCUUGCCAAUUAUUUUGCGUAGCCUCGGUCAGUCCCCAGCACAGAACUACCUUUACUUGCACUCUCUGAAAGAGAUCCUGGAACACUCUGAAAGUUCCUUUUCAGACAUGGCGCCGUAUGCAUCUGAACUCUGGGACAAGUUGUUCACGGUGUCACGGGUUGAGGAUAACAGUGCCGUUGGUGCAGAAUGUAUUGGUCGGCUUGCAACCAUUGAUCCGAACACCUAUGUUCCACAACUCGCUAAAUCCCUGGAAGAUCCAGAUCCUUCUAUCAGAGGCACAGUUAUCUCUGCCUUCCGGUUCACUCUUGGUGAUGCAAGCAGUUCUUACAACGCGCUCCUUGUCAAGAUGAUGACUCCCAUCCUACAAACGAUGCUGGGCGAUACUGAUAUCGGCAAUCGACGCCUUGCAAUCACGACUUUGAACGCUGCUAUCCACAACAAAUCGGAACUCGUGAUCCCAGACAUCGGCCAACUCUUGCCUUCCGUCAUUGAGGACUCACGCAUCAAGCCCGAGCUGGUGAAGGUGAUCAAAAUCGGCCCAUUCACCCACAACGAAGACGCCGGCCUUGACAUCCGGAAAUCAGCUUAUGCGACGAUGUAUGCAUUGCUCGACUGCCACGGCGCAAUCCCGCAUCUUCCUAUCCCCAAGAUCUUCGAUCGUAUCCUGGAUGGCAUUAGUGAUGACCCGGAUAUUCGCACUCUGUGUCUGCUCAUGUUAGGACGCUUGGCCGCGAUCGAUCCAGACGAAACCCGCCGGCGCCUGUCCAAUCUUGCCGAAAAAUUCCGCGUCGUGCUCGCAGCCAAGAUUAAAGAAAAUGCAGUCAAGCAGGAGAUUGAGAAAGUCAACGAAGCUAACGCGGCGGUGAUUCGCACGACGAUGGAGUUGGAACGCAAGUUCCCGUCGGUGAGCAUGGAACUUAGCGGCGAGCUGGUGGCGUGGAAGGGCUACGUCGAGUAUGUCAAGAAGGAAUUUGGCCCGAUGGUUCGAACAGCAAUUUCGGAGAGUGGCUAG